Molecule: messenger RNA, 1453 nt
Organism: Hermetia illucens (black soldier fly)
Lineage: Eukaryota; Metazoa; Arthropoda; Insecta; Diptera; Stratiomyidae
Exons: 1
Coding region: 44-1237 (397 amino acids)
Source: RefSeq, a predicted model, not a curated record
AAAAGCAUUCUUCCUCAGGGUAACAUCAAAGUUACUAUACAAAAUGUCGUUCGCGAAAUUAUUAAUUCUUUGCCUUACUUUUAUUUGCGCGAGAGGACUAAAUCUAGAAACUCUUGACUGCGUUAUACCAUUUGGAUCACCUCAACAAUGGAGUACUUUCUGGCCGGUGGUAUUCAACCAGCAAGGACAAUUGUUGAAGACAAUGUUAGUAAAUGAUAUUGAAUCUGUAGUGAUACCCAGCAAUACAAAUGUCAUUGUGUCUUGUGGCCCUAAUUAUUUAAAAAAACAAUUCAAAACUGAAUUCGUAAAUGUUCAAUGCCGAGGUGAUGGGCAAUUUGAAUUGAAAAACGGAUUUGAAGUGAAAACUGCGAAGGACCUCGGGUGUGACCUACGAUCAGUGCAGGAAAUUCUAACCGAGGUGAAAGGAUGUCCUCGGGAUAAAACCGCUGUUAAAUUUGGAUUGGUGAAUCCUGUUGACCACAAAGCAUAUAUUAUUGGUGAAGCUUGCUAUUGCGAAACUGCUGGAAAACUGCUUUUCGCUCAUAUCCGCAGAGGAGACCUUCUCUCUUAUAGUUUGGAAAUCAAGGACAAAGAUAUAUUCAAAGCGCCCGCUCCUUCAUCGACUUACAAAGUAGACUUCAUGAAAGCAUUCCGACUAGAUGAGUUCAAUAAUCGUUUGAAAACAGCACUAAAAGUUGAGCAGGUUCCUUUAUUUGAUAUGAGAAACUUUGUAGACGAUCUUUUCUUACCAAACCGACAAUUGUACAGUAUAAAAAAACUGGCUUGGAAUUACUUUGUUUCCCAUGAGCCAUUGUUGAACUACCAACUCCUCAAGCAGGAUAUCGCUGACUUAGAAGGUAACAUCGACAUUUAUACCGGAGCUCAUGGCGUUACUACUCUAAAGAAUAAAAGCGGCGGAAAGGUUCCUAUUUAUUUGGAUCUCGAAGAGAAACGAUUCCCAGUUCCUGAACUCAUUUGGAUUGUUGUGCGUCACGAGAAAGGAGAGGCAGCAUUUAUGGUGUUCAAUGACCCUUCUCUGAACAGCGAAUUGAUUGAAGAUAAACUGAACAUUAGAAGCAAAUGUAACUAUAUGAGUUGGCUGAAAAGAUUAAAGGAGCAUAACAAGCACUCCAUCGGUAGAAAUGGAUUCGUCGUUUGCUGCGAUGUCAAAGAACUUGCGGAAGAAAUUCCUGAAUUUCCAUUACAUAUUUACAUGAGCAGUAAAAAUAUUGAUUAAAUGUUUCUGAUGUUCUCUUCGGUAAUUUUUUCAUACAUAUCAAUGUAGUUUUCGAAAAAAGAUGAAGUUUUAAAUAAAUAAUAUUAUUGGCAGCACAUACAUGCAUACUCCUCGUGAAUACUAUCCGCAUAUUUUCUAGGAUAACCGUUGGUCACUCGAGACUUGCUGUUUUUGCAAAAGUCAGCUUAAAUAAAAAAAAAAAAUUGUAACCUCUAA